Molecule: messenger RNA, 786 nt
Organism: Psilocybe cubensis
Lineage: Eukaryota; Fungi; Basidiomycota; Agaricomycetes; Agaricales; Agrocybaceae
Exons: 4
Coding region: 1-786 (261 amino acids)
Source: RefSeq, a predicted model, not a curated record
AUGGCGCUUGUAGUUCUGAAGAACUUUUUUUGCUGCUGCGAGACCUCCAAAGAUGACACUCAGGACUUGGGUUACGAUGAGUCAUCACGUUUGAUACCCCCAACCAUUGAUGAAUCUCCUCAAGUCAUAUACUCACAUAUUACUCAAAUCGAUUACAAGAAACUACAAGAGCGCCUCAGCGAUGUGGUUCGCGCAAAAGAGGGUAAAAUGGUUAAUGUAGCUUCUCAAAUUCCGUUCAAUCUUCACAACCAAGUACUCCCUGAACCCCAGCAAUCUGUAUCUCGCUCGACGUCUAGAUCUUUCGAUGGUCAACAUGACCGUCGUCGCUAUGCAGAUUAUUCCGAUUUCUCUCCAUACAGGGACUCAGAUCGCCGUAGACAAAGGGAUGAAUACGGUACGCUAGGAAACAUCUAUGGGCGAAGAACUACCAGCCGUUCUCUUUCCCCUUCCAAUUUACGUGCUGCUGGAUCAAGCAUCUAUCCGUAUCGUUCCGACGUUGUGGAACAUGCUAGACCCACCCCCAUACUGAACGUUCGUUUAGUUGGAUACACAGACACACAGUAUCGGGGUAGGACGCGUGAAAGAGGUCUUGUACCCUCUGGGAUCCCAUCAUCCAUGCAUCACAAGGCCCAGCUUCAAGAUGAAUCUUCUAUGGCUACUCCAACGCGCGCAACGUUCUCUGAAUCCAAUAAUCGUUCUGACAAUGAGCAAGUUCCAAUUGGUAUGACUUCGAAAGUGUUCAAAUUAAUCGACGUCAGUCCUAUGACCGUGAGUUGGGGUGAUUAA